AUGGUUGUUGGUGGCGUCGAUAUCGAGGGCGGCGGUGCCGCGGCCGGAGGUGGCACCGCUGCCAUGGGAGGUUGUGGAGCUGUGUGCUUUGAGCCAGAUGGCAUCGAGACAAAGGAGCGCUGGGUCUACAAGGGAGCAGGUGCGGUGCGCUUUUCCCAGGGCAUGGGCAGCUACGCGCAAGUCGGCACCAUGGAGAUGGUGGGCUGGGGGAAAGGUGACUUCGAAAAAGAGAAAACCACCGUUGCUACUGGUGCGCCCCCAGAAAUUUUCUUCAAGUCUUCAGUGAUUUGCCACGUUUGGGUGGGCCCCAUGAUCCCAGGAACAAAAGCACGUUUUUUCGGCAGCAAAGACAGCAACAGAUCUCGCAACAUGCACACAGCAUCACACAGCACCCGCGACUCGAAGGAGCGCCCCAACUGGCUUCUCACCAAUAGGAAUGUGAUGACGCUUGGAUUGCGAGAUGAGAUGGGAUGGGGCCCGGGUGCAAGUUUUGCUCCCCAUGCUCCCCAUAUCUCCCCAUUGGAAGCUUCACUCCAUGGGGCUCCCAGCGCCCAGAUUGGAACUUCGCAUCUCGAUGCCGAUGGAGUUCCAGUGGUCGGUAUGCCAAACCCGGCCGCCUUGGAUCCCGCAUUGAAAAUGCGCUGCUGCUCACGCGGCCUUGAGACGUUCUGCGAGGACGCCCCCCCGGCCCCAAAGCCUGUCGACAAGAUUGUGAUUCACGACAAGUACUACACGCACGUGAAGAGCCAUGGCAUGGUAUUUGAUCAGUGGGAGGCGGAGCACCUGCCUGGUGCAUCCUGGGCCUUGGUGGCCUUGCUGGCGCUGGUGGCUGCGGUGGACUUUGUCAUGCCGCAGGACACCAAUGAUGUGCCGACAUGGAGCGGCGACCCAAGUGACUUCGAGAGCUUCGUCACUAGCUGCAGGUGGUACGAAGCUAGCUUGAAGGACACCGAGAAGAAGCUUGCGGCGCCGAAGAUAUGGCAAAGACUGUCAGGCAGCGCCAAAUCAGUUGUCCGACACUUGGACCCAACUGAGUUUGGCAGGGAGAAUGGCCUCAACCGGUUGUUGGAAGUGCUGAGAAGUUCACCACUACAACGUCUUCCAGUUCCAGACUCCUUCCAACGACUUGAACGAUGGUCGAGUUUGCGCAGGACACCAAAUGAAACAAUAGCGCAACUACUAGUACGAGAAGAAGAGCUCUUUGUAGAUCUUCAACAAGCCCUGAAGCGUGCCAGACAUGAACGUGAAGGACUACCUCCUCCAGAUCGACCUGCUGUGACUGGGGACAUUCCCCACAUGGGAGCUUCUCCAAGCCAGUCACCUACGGCUGGACCACCGCCAAUGGCGGAUGCUGCUGCUGCUGGGACUACAUCAUCGACGAGACCUACUUCGGAUGAGACGUCUUCGAGCCCUACACAUGGCUACUUCGAGGACGAGCUGCGGGGAUAUCGACUUCUGAAGUCAUCGAGGUUGUCUUCAUCAGAAAGACAGCAUGUGCUCACCAUGACCGGCAACAGCACUAGGUACUACCAGGUGAGACGUGCACUGAGGAGCCUCUUUGCAGCUGAUGGCGAGGUCGACACAGAUCUUCGUGGUGGCCCCAAGCGCACAGUUUGGUUCAACGAGGAUUGGCAAGAAGCUCAAUGGGAAGAUGAUGGACAAGAAGAUUGGUUUGAUGAGGAGGAAGCCUACUGGACGGCUGAUGGGUGGCAUGAAGAUGCCUGGAGCGAUGAGUCCUGGAAUGCUGGUGGAGUUCAAGCUGAUUCACCUGAAGAAGUACGAUUUGCAGAAGCCUACACCAUUGCGCAGGAGGCCAACAAGACCUUGACAGAAGCCAGAAAAGCUGUUGCUCAAGUUCGUGCAGCCCGUGGCUACUAUGAUGCUGGUGGCAUGAAAGGUGGCCCUGUGGGAAAAGGGAAGUCAAAGGGUAAGAUGAUGAAAGGAAAAGGUAAAGGAAAGAUGAAGGGCAAGAUGGGACCCUGCUUCAUUUGCGGGCGUUCCGGCCACACCUACAUGAUGUGCCCUGACCGUUUUUCCCGCAACAAGGGAUCACCAAAAGGUUCACCAAAGGGUUCUCCUUCAAACUCGAAGGGAAGGGCCUACUUCACUGCGUAUGACAACUACGGCUUCUACGUGCCCACUGGUGAGAUCCAUGUUCUCUCCACCCAUGACUGCGAUGAACUUCAGUCAAUUGGAGCCUCGAGGACUGUCCUCGACACGGGGGCAACUGAGUCAGUAGCUGGUGUCGCAAGUGCUGCGAGAAUGCUGGAUGAAGGAACCUUUCCGUACCAAAUCAACUUGCGAGACCGGCCACGGUUCCGAUUUGGCAAUGGACAAGUUCAACAAGCAGUUUCAAAGCUCACUUUGAACACCCCAUCACUUGGUGAGGUGUCAUUCUACUUGCUGGAUGGCUCGGCAGAGAACACUCCUCUUCUUCUUGGAGCACGUGACCUACGACAUCGACAAGCCUUGAUUGCACACAAGGGGGAGUACAUGGCCCAUCGAAACCAACGAGGUGAAUGGAGAGCCAGUCCACUGACAAGCCUACGCAGUGGCCAUUUAGCACUUUCACUGUUUCAGCCUUCGGUGAGACUGUCCUCACUGAUCCGACCUCCUCAUGACCGACCUGAUCAUGGAGACCGAGGAGGCCCUGGACGAGAUGGAGGUGAUGGAGAUCGAGAUGGUCCUGAAGAACCUGGCGAUGGUCCUCAUCGUGAUGAUGGUGAUGGCCCUGGGAGAAACAAGAGAACAAGAUCAGAGACCUCUGUCCGAUCUGCCUCUGGGCCUGCUACUGUGCCAUCUGAGACACUGGAUGCUGCUGUGAUGUCCACUGUAGAGGGCAACAUCAACCGAGACGCAAUGCAUCGUCUUGCUCACUAUGCCACUGAGACCCUUGCUGUGCAGAACUUCAAUGAGCUGGCAACGAUGGUAGAGAGCCCAAUCAACGACGUUCCCAACGGCUUGAUCACCGAUGGUGACUACACGCCGGAGUCUCCAAUCGAGAGACCUUUUCCUGCUGGGGUUGAAGGAUCCCGCAGUGCCUCUUUUACCAGAUCAGGUGGUGUCACGGAAAAUGAGACCUCUUGCGGCGAUGAUGUUGCAAGUCAUCAAGAGUUGGAUGAGGAAACAGGCAGUUGGAGGUUGAGCUACACCACUAAAGGCACCUACCAGGGAGAGACACGUGCCAUUGGACCAGAUCCUCUACAUGUGGAAGCUGCCCAACUGGAGUUGAAGGAGCAGUACGCGCCUAUGAACAUGAACGAGAAGAUCUUCAAUGGCAAACUGAUGGAAAUUCGUGGCCGUGGUCUGGUGCAAACUGGUGGAGCUGGACGAACUACGGUCGAGAUCAAGGCCGACGAGCCCCUUGGGAAAUACCUCAUGGAGGGCUACAACACGAUGGAUCCUGGUAUGGCUUCAACUACAACGCCGACUAUGCUAACUCCGACACCGCGCAAGACCGAGGAGUUCAACCAGGAGCCGAAGAUGCCGUCAACUUUGGCGAUUCCCAAGGCUGUGGCAAAGGCCAAGGUGCAUGUGAAAAAGGAGCCCAUGGCACCAGUGACGCCGAAGGCUGCGCCGUCAACACCGGCGACGGAGCCUCCGAAGGAGGUGAUCAUCCACGAGGUGGACGACGUGCUGACGGUGGUGUCAUCGGAGGAGGCUGAACAUGGGAAUCAAUACUACAACCUUCACUAUGACAACACGUCCAACUACACCAAGGAAUUCAAUGACACCACGACCAAUGACUUUGAGCAUGGCACUGGAACUGAUGCGAGCCCAGUGGAUGACGGAGACCUUUUUCAUCUGUCAUCUGCGCCAAAUGUGACCAAGAAAAUGGUCCGCCCUGUUUUGGCACGGCGGCUGGCACAAGCAGCUGCACUUACCACAGUUUUGAUGCAGCCCGUCAAGGAGCUUUUCAGCAGCGUGAACCAACAGCUGGACGUGAUGGAAGUGGCAUGCAGUCCAACAUCUGAGCUGUCUACAACUUUUGAGGCAGCUGGCUACACCACGUUCCGGGUGAACUACAAGAGUGGCUUUGACCUGGACACCAAGAAGGGAACGACCGACCUCAAGCACGCCAUUGAGCAGAAGCACCCCAAGCUGACAUGGGUGUCAAUGCAAUGUACCCGACUGAGUUCUCUUCAGAACUUGACCCCACGGACGCCAGAGCAAUGGGACAAAUUCAUGAAACGUCGCGGACAAGAUCUUCGACGCAAUGAGGAAGUUGUGGAGUCCCUUGACAGCGUCCUGGCCAAUGGAGAUGACAUUGCAUGGGAAUGGCCUGCCUCAGCACAUGCUGGCUGGAACUCAAAGGCCAUCAAGAAGCUCAUCAAAAAGAUGCGGCACUACAAGAGGCAAAUCUUUUGGUGCAGAUUUGAUGGCUGCAGCUAUGGACUUCAAUGGCGAGGCCUUCCACUUCGAAAAGGAUGGCAAGUGCUCACUAGCAGCAGGGAGCUCUGGAUGUCGUUGUGCAAACGAUGUGAUGGUUCCCACCAGCACGCAGAAUGCAGAGGACACGCAGCUCAAGCAAGUGCGUAUUACCCACCUGCAAUGUGCAGGGCGGUAGUCAAAGCUUUCGAGCAUGCUUGGAGCUCAGACAUCAACUCCCUGGAGAAGAUGAGAGAGCGGCUUCUCCUGAAGUAUGAGGACGAGGACCACUCCACUUCAUCCAGAACUUUGACAUCAUCCUCACCUUUGACGACAGCGAGCCCUACGACCUGCUGUGGUGGUGAUGGUGGUGAACCUAUGGUUUUGGCGCUCUCACGGAAGAAGCUUUCCUUGGAAGUUGCGCCAACUGGGAAGAAGUUGGAGGAGAUCAAGCAAACCAUGCUGAGGGUUCAUCGAGCUGCCGGUCACACUGGCAUGAGCAGCUUGGUGCAGCUCCUGCGAGCAAAAGGUGCUCCAGGAUGGGCCCUGGAGAUUGCCCAGAACCUUCGAUGCCCUGAAUGCACCGAGGCAUCAAGGCCGAGACCCCAUCCACCGGCUUCGACCGGGGAAGAGCCAAAAGUAUUUGAGUACCUGGGGACGGACGUCUUCGAGUUUGAGGAGCCGGCACCUUCAAAUCCAACUGGAGAUGAGAAGAUCAAACACAAGCUGAUCAUCUUCAGAGACCGAGCAAGCGGCCUCACAAUGUUUGAGCACAUGGCCAACUACUCCAACGCCUGGGAGCCCAAGACUUCCGACAUUGUGGCUUCACUCUCCAACUGGCUGGCAACAUACCCAGCACCGAAAUGGUUGGUAGCUGACUCAGCCAGGUACUACACCAGUCAAGAGAUGCAGGACUUUGUGAGCCAAAGCGGUAUUGGCCUCACGAUUGCCCCUGCCGCAGCACACUGGAUGAUGGGAUCCGAAGAAGCCGCAAUUGGCGUGGGAAAAAGGACAGUGGAACGGCUCAUGCGAGAAGGGAGCAAGCUCAGUGUUCCCAUACUGUUCAACUUGGCUGCUUCAGCAAUGAAUGGACAUGUUGGUGGCACUGGAUUCAGUGCGUAUCAAUGGGUUUUCGGCCAUGGAGGUGGAACACUGGAUGAUGAGCAACGACUUCCUGGAAUUUCACCUCACAAAGCUUUCGAUGGAUUGGCCAAAGCUCGUGAAAGAGCCAAGUUAGCUUUUGAGAAGGAGCGAGCCAGUGAACGCUUCAGCAAGCUUUCAAAUGCAGUUGGACGACCUGUGAAUCACCGAUAUCAUUCAGGUCAAUUGGUGAUGUUGUGGCGACAACGUGUACGCCCUGGCAAGGUGAAGGGAAUGUGGACUGGACCCUUGCGGCUGAUCGUCCAAGAAGGUUCAACUUUGUGGCUUGCCUCUGGAGCUACGCUCAUCCGGGCGAAAGUCAACCAAGUCAGGCCAACGACACAGCCUGAGCAAUUGAAAGCCCAACUUGAAGGAACAGCCAUCUACAGAACACCUGUCUCUGUGGAGUCCCUCAUGAAGAUGUUCCAAGGCCGAUACUACCAAGAUGUAUCAGGUGAUGUUCCUAGUGAGAGGCAACAAGCUGAUGACGUCUCUCCAACAACUGUUCUUCAACAACCAACUUCUCAGGCAGACUCUUGGUCUAUUGUUGAACGAGAUGGCAAACGAAUUCUCAUUCGACACCAUGGUCUUCCACGACUUGCACUUUUCAAUCCUUUGAAGGUCACUACAUGCCCUGUGUCAGUUGAUGAGCUCAAGGGGACAAGAACUACGUUCCUCAAGGUGAUUGCGACUGGCGAGAAGGUGACCAUCAAGGACACUGUGGAGGAGAGCAAAACCUUGCAAGAUCGAUGGACUGGUGAAACACACUUCGAGCUGAAGGAGACGAUCAACAGACUAGCCAAGGUCAGGCGAAGUGUUCCAAAGACCAAGAGAAAAGCUGAAGAAGAGCCCCCUCGCGAUGGUGGACCAGAUGAACAUCAACCUGGACAAGAUCAACAAGUUCCCAAUGAUGGAGGUGGUGCAGCAUCACUACAUCAAGCUCUACAACAUGGAGGUCCUGAUCGACUGGAUGGAUUGCCUGCAAGAUCAUCGGCGAGUGCUGGAUCAAAUCUAUGCUCUGCCCCUGAAUGUGUCCUACCUGGAGGUCAUCGAGGACAUCACCAAGAUUCAGGGGGGACCCAGUUCAUGUAUGACAACUACGAUGGUCGAAGCUCCCCUGUGGAGAAUGCUGACAACAAGAUCGACGAUGGUGAAUCUUCAUCGACAUCGAGCGCUUCAAGUUCCCAUGGCGACUCUGUUGAGUCAGAAGAGCUGAUCAAAGAUGGUGAUCUGCCAGAAGCUGACGCUCACUACGUUGAGACCAAGCCGAAGGACACCUUUGUGGCCAUCGAGCUGGACAUUGGAGAGGAGGACUUCGCAUGGUUGUCCAAGUACCACUCCAAGAAGCGUGGCACAGUAUGGCUGUCCAAGAAAAUGGCAGAACGUGGACGUGAACUGAGCUGGAAUCAGCUGACGCUGGAUCAGAAGAAGGAAUUCGACUUGGCGCAGGCCAAGGAAAUCUCCAACGUCAUCGUUUCCAAAGCGCUGCGGAAUUUGACGCCCAAGGAGUUGGAGAAGCUCAACCCGGGUGCAGUGAUGUCAAUGCGAUGGGUGCUUACAAGGAAGGCAUCUGGCGACGCCAAAGCGAGACUUGUCGUUCUUGGUUUCCAAGCACACAACCUGACGGAGGUCGAGACGACAGCCCCCACAAUGGGCAAAGGUGCCAAGAAUGCCCUCUUAGCAUUGACAGCAGCUUUGAAGUUCACUUUGAAGUCAGGAGAUGUAACAUCAGCCUUCUUGCAGACGGACACGAAAUGGUUCGAGAGAUGCCAGAGGACUCUGCUGGAACAUGGAUGGCGACAGAUGAAGGCCGACCGAUGCCUCUACGCUCUCUUUGCCGAGCGCAAUGGCGUCACAACCCUGAUCGGCCUGGCAGGUAUCCAUGUGGAUGACUUUUUGCUGUCAGGUGAUGGCUCACCGGAAUUUCUUGAAGCUGAGUCCAAGCUUCAGUCAGCGUUCCGGUGGGGCAAGUGGGACCAGGAUGAAUUUGACUUCGCUGGCACCCACAUCGUGCAGCACUCCGACAAGUCCAUCACGAUGAACCAGAAAGACUACACCGAGCGGUGGAUCGAAGAAGUUUCCAUUGACCCAAACAGAUCUCGGAAGUCACCUUUGACUCCCUCUGAAGUUACUGCUCUACGAGGAGUUCUUGGGACUAUCAGCUGGAGAUCGACACAGACCGCUCCAGAGUAUUUGGCUGAAACAUCUUUACUUCUCUCUGAGAUUGGAAAAGCUACCAUUGAGACCCUGCACAAGGCGAACAAGCUUGUCCGCGAGAUGAGACGCCGAGCUGCUCAAGGUCUACUUUUUCCAACCUGGGAUACAAAAGACUUUGCAGUCGUUACCUGGGCCGAUGCCAGUCAAGGAAACAGACCUGAUCGGUCAUCAACUGUUGGAAUCCUCUCAGCUCUUGCACCUGCGGAUGUUCUGUGGGGAGAGGAAAGACAAUUCUCAGUUUUGCAGUGGAAGUCUGGAAAGGCCCCGAGACAAAGUCUUGGAUCAAAUGGAUCGGAAGUCCAAGGACUGACCCUUGGAGAAGAUAUGAACUUCCAACUUCGCGCCCUGAUUGCUGAGAUGCUUGGAGCUGUACCUGAACGAGGACACCUCAACGAGCAUGCCAAGAAGGUGAAAGGUGCGCUGGUGCUUGAUAGCCGUGGUAUCUAUGACGCUGCUACGAGAAACCUCAGUGGUCUACAUGGUUUGAGAGAUAGCCGAUGCGGCUACGAGUUGACGCUGGCAGUGAACAGAGCCUAUCAAAUUGGCACACAAUUUCGAUGGGUGAAUGGCUUAGCACAGCUUGCGGACGCCCUCACCAAGGUCAACGCGAUCAAGGUGAUGCUGCAAUUCUACCAACAGAGACAGAUGUGGAGACUCAUCCAUGAUGAGAAGUUUGAGUCCGGAAGAAAGGUUCACAAGCGCAUGAUGCUGAAACAGCUGGAGGAACACCACAUAACCUUCCUGAACCUUGUGAAGAAGCUGGCCAAGGACAACGGAUAUCCUUGGGAUGAGAAGGAAAACUAUGAGGUGUAUGAUGAUGCUGGUAAAAGCCAAGGGACGGUCUUCUUGGAAGUGAAGACGCUCUAUGGCACAGGGUCCGCAGGGCAAUCGAUACUCUGUGACUACAUCACUGCCUCGGAUGAGUACUACCGGUACUGGGUCACCACGGCAGACGGGGUGGCCACUACAGUGGAUGGAUUUGGAAAAGAGCUUGUGGGUGAGCAGGCAACCCACCUGGAAGGAGCUGCAAUCGAUGAGAUGCUCAAGUACUUCAUAGGAAGAGGCGGCAGCCCGAGAGGUUCGAAGGCAGGUGAGCUGCCAUGGGAGGAUAAGCCCCUCCAUGUCGAAAAGGAGGCACCUAAAGGUGAACAAAAACCAAGGUCUGAGCAGCAGACGCCUCAGAAGGAAAAGAAGAAAGAACGCAUCGCCCGACUGACAAAUGAGCUGGAGGCUUUGAAACAGUCGGUGAAGGAGGAGGAGGAAGAAGAAGAAGACAAGAGAGAUGAAAGGGAGGGCAAGGUGGCCCGCCGGAAGAAGCGAUGUGAGCGAGAGGACAUCGCCGGGACAGUUGGUGGGUUACGCAAAGAGGUACCCAGGGAGGUUGGCGGCCCGGCUGUUGAGGCGCAUGGAGAGCGCGACCGUGUUCUGGGGGUGCCGAAACGAAACCGGCUCAACGAGGGAGACGCAGCCCUAGUCGAUCAAGGGGAAGAAGAUAUGAUGCUCAAAGAAGCAGAGGGAGAGGAGAAGGAAAAGGGAAAGAAAGGGAACCUGUUGGACAAGGGUGCCCUGAAGAAGGACGAAGGCGCCUCCAUGAGGAGAGGAACGAUGGACUUCUUCGCAGAGGCUGGGAAGGAGUCCUGGGCGGAGCUGGAUCAACAGGAUCACGACUAUGAACACCAUGUCCCAGAGCGCAAGACUUUUUCAAGAGAUCGUGGGCGACCUUUCUACGGCAGCGCUACCAAGGGCCGCGGGCGCUGCGGGACUAGGCACAGGGGCAUUUACGAACAAUUAGCAGAUGAGAUUGCCCGCAUGGACGCGGAGAAAGAAGCAAGGUGUGAUGCCAUCGCAAAGGAGCUGAAGGCGUACCAUCGAUGUGCAGACCUGGAGUUACGUCAGCGAAUGGCCGCAAUGGUGCUCCCCAUAGAGAACACGCCCAUCCCGCGGCAGGAGCAGAAGCACCUGGAAUGGUCGAGUAUCCUGGCUAGGGGGGCUUGGCUGCACAAGGUCUAUGUGCACACCGCUGCUUACGACUGCACCGAAGGUCUGGGCGUCUUUAAAAACCAAUGGUCGCCCCAGCACCAACGCUACUGCUGCUACAAGAGCCAUGUCGCCUGUACCACGAAGUGGCAAAUAAGGCCACACUACCACACCAUCACCCACGUCAAGCACGUGACCGUGCCAGUGCAUGUGCCUAUUCCGGCACCACCCGCACGAGUCAUCAACCACAUUGUGAAUGUUCCAAUUCAUGAUGCACCCCAGGUGAUCAAGGUGCCCGUGCCAGGACAUCCUCAUGUAGUUCCCAAGUACAUUCAUGAGAAGCAUUACGUGCCUGUGCCAGAGCCUUCCGCGCCCAAGUACCAUUCGGUGCCAGUGCCAGUGCCUGUGAAAGAGCCUGGAAAGGUGAUCAAGGUCCCUGUGCCUUUGCCACCAAAGACAAUUGUCAAGAACAAGGUGAUCUACCGAACCAGACACGUGAAGGUGAAACAUGUCUAUGACUGCGAUGCGGGCUUCAAGAACUGGAAAUAUGGUUGGUCCAGUGCCAAGCAGAGCUGGUGCUGUUCCCACACGUCCAAGGGUUGUGCUGGCACCUGGCAUGGUGACGGACUUACCAAGAGCAUCGUGACUCAUGUGACGGAGCACGUUGGACAUGGCCAUUCCUAUGUGGAUCCCCGGCAGAUUCGGGAUUUUACAGAGAUUGUUGGGAUGGAUGAGGGAUGA
Messenger RNA from Cladocopium goreaui, 10443 nucleotides. Lineage: Eukaryota; Dinophyceae; Suessiales; Symbiodiniaceae. The record is from the annotation of a GenBank genome assembly.